AGCCGCCUCUCCCGGGCCUUCCGUUUCCCUGUUCCCAGCGCAGCAGGAGAAAAGAAUCGUCUCUUCUUCCCCGCAGUCCGGAUUCCCGACCAAGGUUCCAGAGAAACCCCGUCCGAUUCGCGAGAUGGCGGAGCAGCCCAACCCCCAGCCGCAAGUGGAGAAGGAGGUGGUGGUGGAGCACCAGCAGGAGGCGAAGAGGGGCCCCAAGCUGAGGUACCUGGAUUUCGUCCAUGUGGCGGCGGCGCAGGCCGCGGUGUGCCUCGCGGGGCUCUACGGCCUCGCCAAGGGCCACGCCGGCCCGCUCCGCCCGGGCGUCGACGCCGUCGAGUCCGCGGUGAAGGGCGUCGUCGGCCCCGUCUACGACCGCUUCCACGGCGUGCCCCUCGACGUCCUCGCCUUCGUCGACCGCAAGGUGGACGACACGGUGCACGAGCUGGACAAGCACCUCCCUGGCGCGUUGAAGGCCGCGUCGGCGCAGGCCUACUCGGUGGCCCGCGGCAUCCCGGAGGUGGCGCGCGAGCUGACCGCCGAGGCGCAGCAGUCCGGCGUGAAGGGCGCGGCCCGCGCGGCGCUGGCCAAGGUGGAGCCCGUGGCCAAGGACGUGUACGGGCGCGUGGAGCCGGUGGCCAGGGACCUGUACGUGCGCUACGAGCCCGCGGCGGAGCACCUCGCCGUCUCCACCUGGCGCUCGCUCAACGGCCUGCCGGUGUUCCCCCAGGUCGCGCAGAUCGUCGUGCCCACCGCCGCGUACUGGGCCGAGAAGUACAACAAGGUGAUCGCCGCGGCGGCCAACCAGGGCUACACCGGAGCCAAGUACCUCCCGGCCAUCCCCACCGAGCGCAUCGCCAAGGUGUUCUCUUCGUCGACGCCGGAGUCCGAGCCUUUGGCCGAGACCAAGUAGUGUACUGUGUGUUGAUUCCGUCAGCGCAUUAUAGCGUUACCCAGGUCAUGGGUAAACUCUGGAUUCCCCUCCAACUGAACUGAAUAAGAGUGGGAAUCCGGGGUCCUAGAGAUGGUGGUAAUGUUGUACUAGAUAUGGUGGUGGUGAUGAUGAUGCUGUACUCCAGUAGUCCACUAGCUCUGCUCUGUGUGGUGCUCUGCUUCUUGCUUUUUGUAUAAAAGCUCGUUCGAUGUCGCAAUCUCUCGCUAA
Molecule: messenger RNA, 1150 nt
Organism: Panicum hallii
Lineage: Eukaryota; Viridiplantae; Streptophyta; Magnoliopsida; Poales; Poaceae
Product: stress-related protein-like
Exons: 3
Coding region: 125-901 (258 amino acids)
Source: RefSeq, a predicted model, not a curated record